Messenger RNA from Monoraphidium neglectum, 4743 nucleotides. RefSeq lists its product as hypothetical. The transcript has 13 exons. Lineage: Eukaryota; Viridiplantae; Chlorophyta; Chlorophyceae; Sphaeropleales; Selenastraceae. Bases 1 to 4743 code for a protein of 1580 amino acids. The record is from RefSeq and is a predicted model, not a curated record.
AUGGAGGCGCGCCACCGCCCGACGAACCGCGCCGCUGCGUCGCCCGCUCCAAUGGCGAGCCCGUUGGUGCCUCUGCCGCUGAGCCAGGCGGCGGCCUCGGCAGCCCAGGGCCAAGCGAGGCGCCAUGAUCGCGGCACCGCCCUGCGUGAAAGCCUGCUGUCCCGCGGCCUGAUCGACGACCGCGGCGCCGCCGUGCUGGACUCCUACGCCGACCUACAGCGGCGCGCCAACGCCUUCUUGGCUGACGGCUGCGAUGCGGUCGCCACUGCGGGCAGCAGCACAGGCCUGGAAGGGGACGGGGGCGGCGGCGGCGGCGAGGGGAGCAACGGCGGCUCUGCGGCCUACCGCUUUGUCACAGAUUUUUUUGAGGAGCUCGACAAGGCAGGGCUGGACAACAUCAGCAUCGGUGGCGCCAUCCUGCUCUGCGACCCGCUGACGCUGUUUGGGAUGCAGGCAGGCAGCGGGAGCGCUCAGCUGCUGUCUUUGUCCCUGGCAGCCGCGCUGGAAGGCCGGUUGAUGGCGGCGCUGCAGGAGAUGCCGGACUGCUUCCUGCCUGCCGAAGGCAUCAGGCAUGCGCUCAUUUUUACGUCCGGACUCUUGCAUGCUUGGGUUUUUGCCGCUUGCCUCGAGGGUGCGUCGCCUUUUGGCACCACGCCACAGCAGCACAUCGCAACGGCUUGUGAUUGGUCGGCAAUGCAGCCGGGCGUGGCCCACCUACUCCUCAUGAGUGAAGGGUCCGGGGCACAGGCGCGGCUGCUCCAGGCCUUGGCUGCAGAGACAGUGGGCGCAGCGGCGGCGCUUUCCUGGCGUAAAGUGCUGCUAGGCGUGGUGCGCGACGGUGGCGGCAGCUGCAAUUUUGUUACAUGCACGGCUGAUGUGCAGCUCCGUCAGGCGAUGGUUAAACUUGCCACGCUGAUGGAGAGCUGCGACCGCUUGGUGAAGCAGCCCGGCGACUGGCGCGUUGAGAGACCGUUGGGAUUGACACACGCAGAACAGCUGUGCUCCCUUGUUACCUUUGAUGCCCUGUGCACAUUGUCCGAAUACCACCACCACCGGGGGGAUGUUGACGCCGCGCUUGGAUGGGCGCGGCGGGCGCUGCUCACUUGGUUUGCGGCCACCACAGCUGGCCAGGAUGGCGACGGCAUACCGGAGGUGCACCAGAACAGCGCCUGCCGCCCCUUCUUCUUCAUGUGGCGCGACAUGAUGCAGCUAGCUGGGGAGGGCCACGACCCCCAGCAGCUGCUGGGCGUCAGCCACGCCGUGUGGCUGCUCAGGCGCGUGCUGGCAUGCUCUUGCUCUCGGCGCUACCAGUGCCUGGUGCAGCGCUUCAUGGUGCUGCAGCUCGAGGAGGCGGGCGCAGCGGGGCCCCAGGGCGGGGCGCUGGGGGAGGCGGCCUGGGCGGCCACGCUGUGGGCGGUGGAGGGGCGCUCCUGGCGCCCGGCUCUCCCUGGGGUGCCGGCUGGUCUGGGCUCCCACCAGAGCUUCCCCUCGUCAUUUUCAGUAAGCAAGUUCCUUGGCGCAUCAUCUCCAGACAGCCGCGUCAUGGAAUUUUACUACAGGUUCUGCUGCGGCGACACCGAAACCCCUGGCCCGGGGGAGGACCCCUGGUGGCAGUACAUCGCCGCUGAGGUGGACGUGCGGCAGUACAGCAACGGCUGCCAUGAAGCCCUGGCCGCGCGGCUGCUGCGACCCACGCCCGCCUCCUCGCCCCUGUCAGCUGACAAGGCCGGUGGCGGACUGCACGCGGGCGCGUGCGAGGCGCUAGCAUUUUCGACGCUGCCGUUCCAGCUGAGGGAUCCCAUCAUCAAGGCGCGGUGCCUCAUCAGCACGGGUGUUUUCGAGGCGGGCGCGAUCUCCGCCAGCAGCGCUGGCGCCCCGGGCGUGUCGUGGCUUGUCCACGCCGCCAAGGCUGCGCUGCAGACGGACAUGGCUGCCGGCGGCCUCAGCAAGUCGGAGCGGCUCAUGCUGCAGUGCUAUGUAUCGUUCGCCAACCUCAAUUUGUGCUUAUCCCUGGACGAAUGCCUCGUGGCCUUUGACGCCGCGCACGGGGCGGUCACCGCCGCUGCCGCGCGCGGCCCCAAGCUCGACGAGGCGCGAGCUGCGGGCUUCGGCGCGUGCAUGACCAUCCUGGACAUGGCAGCUGCCAUCCUUGCAGAGCGUCAUAAAUUCGGGCGCUUGGAUCUCUUGCUGCAGCACGGGCCGCUUUCCAGCAGUGUGCAGUUUGGGCAUCUGUACAAAUCCAUGUUGAAGCCAGGCGAGGGCUGCAAGCUGCGCGACAUCUUGGCCUCAGCCCAGGCGGCGGCCACCCUGGACGAGCUGUUUUUGGGGUGGGUUGAGCAGCAGCAACAACAGCAGCAGCAGCAGGCGGAGGAGGAGCAGGAGCAGGAGCAGGAGCAGGAGCAGGAGCAGGAGCAGGAGCAGGAGCAGGAGCAGGAGCGGGAGCAGGAGCAGGAGCAGCAGCAGGAGCAGGAGCAGCAGCAGCGGCAGCAGCAGCAGUGGUGGCGUGGCUACAUGAGCAUGGUCAGGGGCCUUGCAGCAUCGUAUGCAUUGCUUGGCGCCGCACCGAGCCAAGUCGUGGCUGAGGUGCUACUGCGUUCGCCAGUAUCAUGGCUGCAGUUGGCCGAGGUACUGCACCUUGUGUGCGGCGACCCCUUUGCCGCCGCGCCGCUGGCGGAGGCGCUGAUUUGUGGGGCCUGCGCUGCAGACAGGCUCGCGGUGGCCACGCUGCUGCUGCGCGUGGCCUGGAGCAACGGCGCGCUCGGGCCUGCGCCCUGCGGCCGUGCUGUGGGCGCCCUGGCUUCCCGCGCGGCGCUGCUGCCGGAUACCAGGCUGCGAACGCGGUGGGCCCUCGGCCUGCUGCAGCUGGCGCGCGAUGGCACGCUGCCCCCCAGCUUGGCAGGCGGCGCGGGGCCCGCGGCGGAGGCGCGCCUGCGGCGCAGGCGGCCGCUGCCGGGCGCGCCGGUGGCGCUUCCCCAUGCGGCGGCGGCGGCGCUGCUGCAGCUGGUGGCUGAGGACAAUUCGACCACUGCUGCCGCUGAUGUGGUGGCUGCAUUUCAAUUUAUCACAAGCGCCCAAGGCGGCGGCCUGCCUCUCAGCGCAAUAGGUGCUGCCAGCUUGAGCGCUGUCGUGGCGGCAUUUGCGGCACAAGGCAAGCACGAAAAUGCGUGGCAGUUGGUGCAGCAGGCCGGCGGCAGCGGCACAGGAGCGGCAGCAGGGAGUGGUGCAGGCGCCAGCCUGCUGGCCCAGCUUGUUGGGGUCUGGGAGGCGCUGCCUGUCAGCGACGUGCCUUCGCCAUUGCUGCGCGCGGCGGCUGACGCGGCGGCGACGGCGGGCGCGGGCUCGCUGGCAGGGCGCCUGCUGGGGCUGCUGGCUGGAGCCGAGGGCACCAGCUUGGCGGCAGCAGCGCUGAGCUUGAGCGACGCGGCACUGACGGCGCACCUGCUCUCACAGCUGGAUGCGGGCGCCAGGCGGGAGGAGGAAGCGGCGGCGCGGCGGCUGGCAGUGCUGCUGUGCGCGUCGGCGGGGCUGUCGGAGGCGGCGCUUCAAAUGUACCAGGAAUUUCGGCAUGCGGGCGGUCAGCCUGAGCUGGAGGGGGGCCUGCUGGAGGCGGCGCUGGCGGCGGCGCACGAUGCGGGGGCUGAGGUUGCGACCGGGUCUGCAGCUCCCGCCGCCAUCCUGCGCACGGCACAGUCCCUCUGCCCGACUGGCACCACCUGGGUGCCAGGCGCCCCCAUCGCAUGGCGCGCGUUGUUCGCCACACUUACCAGCAGCGCGGCCAAUGGUGCUGACAGCAGCGAGGCGGCCGCGGCCGCGGUGCGGGCGGUGGAGGCGCUGCUGCUUGACAGCGAUCCCCUGUGGUCAGCAGGGGGCCAGGUGGCCGUCCUGCCUUCAGAGGCGGCCGCAGAGGGCCUGCGCGCGCUCGUUCCAUGGGCGCCCAGCGCGCCGGUGGGCGCGGCGGCCGCUGCUCAGCGGCUGCUGACCACAUGCGAGCUGCGGGGCGGGCAGCAGCAGCAGCCUCACGCCCCCUCACCUGUCCAGCGCGGCGGCUCGCCAGGUGGCAGCGGCAAGCGCAGGGGUGCUGCUGCUUCAUCGCACUCGCCACGUGCGGCAGGCGUUGGCGCCCUGCGGCCAGCUCUGCCCCGCGCUGAUGCCGGCAUCUACUCGGCAGCUGCUGCCGUGCUGGCCGCGACUGGUGACGUUGCAGAAGCUGUCAAGCUGCUCGCGCCGCUCAUCUCUGGUGCCAAGGAGCAGGCGAUUGCAGUUGCAUCUGGUGGAAGUAGCAACUGUCUCAACACUCAGCAGCAGCAGCAGCAGCAGCAGCAGCAGCAGCAGCAGCAGCAGCAGCAGCAGCAGCAGCAGCCGCAUGCGCAGCAGCAGCAGGUGGCCGCUGAUUUGCUGUGCCUGCUGCCUGCAGGCCGCCGCGCUGCGGCUUUGGCGCCGGUCCUGCGGCUGCUGGCUGCGGGGGGCGUGGGUGCGGUGACGUCACCUGCCCUGGUGGAGGCGCUGACUGGGGAGGACCUGGAUGCUGCAGCUGAGGCUGACCUGGCAGAGGCGUUUGGGGAGAGCUUUGUAGAGGAUCUGAUGAUGGCCGCAUUUGAGGGCCUGCCCGUGCUGGGCGGUGGCGACAAGGGCUCUGCGCAGGACAGUGCUGCGGCGGCCAGCCUGGCGCUGCGGGCUGCGGGCGGAGACGAGGGCACCAGACGAGUUGCGGCUCUGCGGGACUUGCUGCGCGCUAUCGGAUGA